AUGCGUCUUUCCUCCGUCAUCUUUCUUGGUCUGGCUUCUGUCGCCGUCGCUGAUUUGAACUCCUGGAACGACGUGGUAGGAGAUGUGCCCCAGUGCAUCAAGACAUGCCUCAACGACUUCUACAACACCGCCGGGCUUAAGUCCAAGUGUGGAAGCGCCGAUACAGCCAGCUUGGACUGUCUCUGUGGUGUCAAGAGCUCUGUUGACGAUGUUGCGGACGAUGCCUCCGACCUGAGCAGCUGUAUCCAGGAUGGCUGCGACUCAAACGAAAUUGCCGACGCUGCUUCAAAGCUCCAGGGCUUCAUGGACCGAUUCAACAGUCUUGAGGACCAGUGCUCUAAGAAGGGCUCUGCAAGCUCAACGAUCCCCGGAUACAAUGCAAUGCUCGCCUCAGGAGCCUUGCUUCUGGUGGGUGUAGCCCUGUGA
Molecule: messenger RNA, 426 nt
Organism: Penicillium olsonii
Lineage: Eukaryota; Fungi; Ascomycota; Eurotiomycetes; Eurotiales; Aspergillaceae
Source: the annotation of a GenBank genome assembly